AUGGUGUAUUCGCCGCCAAUGGGGUUAUUCCACCAGGAAUUGCUAGCCCUAGACAUUCCUGUGAUUCUCCCUUUACCCCGAGAUAUGCCUCCGAGUAGCUACUUCGACAAUUGGGGUGCCACAACCACUCAUCAUCUCUUUGUCAAGUUUACAGGAGGAACUUCAGCAGAAACAGAGUAUUCCUUCUUGGAGUCAUUCGCUAUUCCCGUUAAGUUGUAUGACACACUUCCUCUAUAUCGCCAGUACAAUGAACCUGUGGAAGAGGUGCAGAUUUCGUCGGACAAUCAGCUGAUAUUACAAGUCCACUUGCCAGUAUCGUCUUUGGGCCCUCGAGAUCCGUUUACAGUCGAUGUCCAAGUCAAGGCAAACACCUUACACAAUAAGAGAAAGAAGAACUUGCUGGUGAAGCAAAUCACGCUUCAAAUGCGCGAGGUUUUGGAGUGCUACGACGGAGGGCUUGCUCCUAGAAAGGAAAAUAAAUUCAUCAGCACGAGUGUGGAGUUUGACCAUCAUUUGACCUCAGAAGGAAUGAAGCAUCGUUUUUCCUUUGAAUUUCCUCAUGCCAACGAUGCGCUAAUAUUCUUCAAGAAAUUCUCCCAACGGAACUUGAGUCCAAAAGUUGUCAAUUCUGCCACUGCUCAGUUCAACAGAAACAAGAACUUCCCCAAGCUUGCCGAUGGGAUUCCUCUAACCCACGUCCAAGGCUUCACUACCAUUGGCAAAUUGUUUUCUCUCAGGUACGAGAUCACUGUCAAGGUGAAGAUAAACCAUGGCAAAGAUAUCGACCUAACUAUCCCCAUAACAGUAUCUCCUUACGAUAGAGAUAGCAGUCAGUACCUUCUUCUGUGGAUCAGAAAUGAAUGUAUGCUAGCUCGUGACCGAUUUGGGAAACAAACAGUUCAUGAAAUAUCCCAUUUCCAUUCCCACGAAGACAUGCAGCGACUACUAAAUCAUUAUUGUGGAGCCCCAGAGUUGUAUUACUAUCAAAAGGACGACUGGGAAAGUUUGGGUUACGAUCCACGAGCAUUUGGGAAGCAAGAUCCUGGUAGACCUCUUGCUACAUAUAUAGACUAG
This is a messenger RNA of Sungouiella intermedia, 1074 nucleotides long. NCBI's taxonomy places the organism in Eukaryota, Fungi, Ascomycota, Pichiomycetes, Serinales, Metschnikowiaceae. The record is from the annotation of a GenBank genome assembly.